AUGGAAUGUAUUUGAGAGCAAAACAGUCGACCACUGAUGACGAGACUAAGAGAUACGUUGCGAGCACUUCGCGAGUGAGUCGUUAUCCCGAAGAGGAGUACGAAGACAUGCGGACGAAGAAUAAGAGACGAAAAAACGAAUCCAUGCCUUAUAUGAGACACGAGAGUGAAGGCAAAGACAAUUGCAGACAAUGUGUACACAAUAUAGAGAGACAACUGAUUGUAGCGAAUGGCGAAAAGACAUUGAUAUGUUUGACCCCUUUUGAGCCGUUUGUCUCCGGAUUUUGUCAUAUAUUAAGCAAAAGUCACUCAAAUAUGUCAACCAUUAGUGCAGAUGAGGAGUGUUUGCUUGAAAUGAAUGAACGAAAGCAUGAAAUCUGUAAAUACUUCGACAAACGCCACAAUAAGAGUGUUGUCUUUAUGGAGACUUAUUUGAAGAGAAGUCACACAAACAGACAUUUGACUGUUGAAUGCAUUCCUAUUAAAAGCAAAUAUGAAAGUGAAGCCAAAAUCUUCUUCAAAAAAGCUAUUAUGGAGUGCGAGAGUGAAUGGGCUCUCAAUAAACAACUCAUUGAAAUCAAAGACAAACCCAUCACUAGAUUGAUACCUAAAGGUCUGUCUUAUUUUUGGGUUACCUUCGGACCCAAAAAUAUAGGUUUCGCUCACGUUAUUGAAAACGAGGACUCAUUUUCACGACACUUUGGAAAAGAAGUGAUUGCCGGACUUCUAGACAUUGAACCAAACAAAUGGCUUAACUCUAAGAAUCAAAGUUACGAUCAACAGUUCCAACGAGUGGUUGACUUUAAAAAUAACUGGAAAAAAGCAUUUGCUUAGAUUUGAAUGAUUUACUAUAAUAAAAUAUUGAACACUACUGUGAGUUAUAAUUUUAUUACAGUAUACCGGUAUACGGUCAUUAAUUUAAAAUUCUCAUGUUAUCAUUUACCGUAUAUAAUACCUCGGCAUAACUAUUAUACAGUGGUUUUUCGAUUAUAUCUUUUGACUGGAUAAUCGCACAGUAAUCUAGUGAUCAUAUUCUUGCAGCCAGAUGAAUGGAC
This is a messenger RNA of Oppiella nova, 1054 nucleotides long. The record is from the annotation of a GenBank genome assembly. NCBI's taxonomy places the organism in Eukaryota, Metazoa, Arthropoda, Arachnida, Sarcoptiformes, Oppiidae.